GAGAGAGAGAGAGAGAGAGAGAGAGUCGCGUGCGCACAACUAAGCAGAAGCUCCUGCUCGUGACAGCGUUUUGGUUUCUGUCUCCGUUACAGAAAUCGGAUCUUUUCCAAACUCCGUUUUUACGAUCUGAACGUAAAGACGUCACGACACUGAACGGAUUGGAUUGUAAACUCGGUGACGCUUGCGGACUGAAACAUCAUCAUCACCACCACCAUCAUCAUCAUCAUUUCUUUUGCGCGUGUGGAUUAAAGCGGAAGCUUCCUCUCGGUUACAUCAAGCGAAGAGGAAGAAUGAAGACAAGUGAGAGAGCCUCCCUUUUUGGGAGCCAUGGAUGAACACUGGCCCUUGAAUGUCCUGCCCUGCUAUUUAGGUGAUGAAUGGCUGCUCCACCGAGUCAAUUGCUCUGUGCUACUUGAUCCUUCACAUGCUGUCUCUGGAUUUAAUAUAUGCAGACAUUCCAAAACUGUUGGGUUAUUUCAGUGGAUCUACAUUGUGAAAAGCAACACUACAUUUUCGGUGUCUUUCUCACAUGCGUUCAAGGCUUCUUAAAGCUCUGCCCAAACUAACCUGAAAAGACACGCAUUAUAUCUGGUACAUGCAUGCUAAGGAUCUCCCUCACUCAGUGCAUGUACCCUGGCCCUGGAAAAAAUCAUGGCAUUUUGUCAAUAAAUGCUGAGGUGUGGUUAGGCCAGCAGUCUCAGAAGUCAAGCAGAAUCAAUGAACACUCUGUGAGUAAUGAGCAGAUAGCUCUUACGUUUAGUGGGCCAGAAAGGAACCACCUGCCAAAGCCAAGCUGUGAGCUUGGCUUUUCUUUCUUCUUUCAGACUCGCAUCUCCAUUGCAAAGUAGUUCAGCUCCAUCCUUGGAUUCAGUAUACUGCUUCAGACUGAAAUUAUUACUUCUCUUCAAGAAAGAAAGAAUCUUUACAGUCUGAAUACAUCCUGUAAUCUCCUGGACUGACUUUUUCAGCAAGUACAGCAAGAAAACCCAGACUUACAAAAGCCACUCUCACUCUCAAGGAUUAGAGAGUGAAGACACGAAUCCUUUCAAUUUACAAUAACGUAAUUACGCCUGGCAGUAAGUAGCAUCUGCACAAAGGUAAGAUAGCUCCUUACAUAAAGUAACUAGGCAUCGGGUAAUUGAAAAGAGACUCAAUUUGACCCAUAGCUGGAGUUAAAAAGGGACAUCAUAGCAGUGAGUCAGCGAUAGUGGUGGUGGCCCUCGCCAUGGUGCUGCCACCACCAGACAAACGGCACGUCUGUCUCACCACCAUUGUCAUCAUGACCAGCAUGGCCUUUAUGGAUGCCUACCUGGUGGAACAAAACCAGGGGCCACGCAAAAUUGGUGUCUGUAUCAUUGUCCUGGUUGGAGACGUCUGUUUCCUUAUAGUGCUCCGCUAUGUAGCUGUGUGGGUCGGAGCAGAGGUACGGACGGCACGCCGCGGCUAUGCCAUGAUCCUCUGGUUUCUCUACAUCUUUGUUUUGGAGAUUAAGCUUUACUUUGUCUUCCAAAACUGCAAGGCUGACCGCAAAAGUCUGGAGACUGUAGCAAGGAAGGCUCUGACUUUACUCCUGUCUGUAUGUGUACCAGGCCUCUACUUAGUCCUGGUCGCUCUUGACAGCAUGGAAUAUGUUCGGACUUUUAGGAAGAAGGAGGAUAUGAGAGGAAGACUCUUCUGGGUUGCUUUGGACCUCCUGGAUUUGCUUGAUAUCCAGGCAAACCUUUGGGAACCCCAACGAACAGGUCUGCCCAUUUGGGCAGAAGGGCUGAUGUUCUUCUACUGCUACAUUCUUCUUUUGAUCCUACCAUGUGUGUCAUUAAGUGAGAUCAGUGUGCAGGGUGAAAAUGUAUCACCACAGAAGAUGAUGUUAUACCCCAUGCUCAGUUUGGUUACAAUCAACGUAGUCACCAUCCUCAUACGUGGCGUUAACAUGGUGCUCUUUCAGGACAGCCGGGUCUCUACCAUCUUUGUUGGCAAAAAUGUGGUGGCAAUAGCCACCAAGGUGUGUACCUUCCUGGAGUAUCGGAAACAGUCACGAGAAUUCCCGGCACGUGAAAACGCAACUGGUAUUCCAAUGGAGAUACAGCAGAACUCAGUGGGACAUGGACAGGCUCUGCCAAAUGCAACAAGCCUCCCACAUGAACCUACACCAGUCCAGGAGAUAAUUGAUACAUGACAAAUUAACAAAUUAGAACAGUCCUCAAGGCUCCAACCUGGCACAGUUCUACCAAUUGAUGAAUGCAUGAGAGAGAGAGGACUUACGGUAUUAUUGCAUCAUUUCUGAGUAUUUAGACUGCGUUUCAACUGGGACAUAUGGAAGAAAUGUUAAAACACAAAACACAUAAACCAGCUGAAAUUUCUAGGUGCAGCAAAAUGGACUUUUUCUACUGACUGAGCUGGCAUAUUUUGCCAGAAUUUCUCUCUGUAAUUGCUGAGUGACAUCAGCUGAACUUGUUUUCCUUUCAAGAACAUUUCUGAGCGUGGGAUUUUUCUAACGCUGCAUUUCUUGCCACAUACCUGACCCAUCAGAUAUGAGCAUCUCUCUAAAUUGGCUCCUGCAAUGUAAAAGGACUUUGGGAAGGUAUAAGAUAGAAGAAAGUAAGCAAUUAUUGAUUCAUAACUGAGACGAAGCUCUGCUUUAGAAAUGGCUGUUUUUAGUUAGGAUGAGAUCUGUGACAAGUGGAUAAUAAUUGAGUGUGUUCAAAUGCUGCAGCUUGUGGUUGUGCAUACAGAGAUUGUGUGGGUUAGUGUGAGGAUUGGAUAAUGACGAUAGAGUCAAAAAGAGACCUUGGCAACCUCAGCACAGAGAGUGAGACACCUGAUAUUAUUAAAAAAAAAACAUUUAUGAUAUAUAAUCUAUGUACAUUCCCUCACAAAAAGCCUUGAAAGUCAGUGAAUGCACUCACAGAGCUUUAUUUGGUAAAAACAUACAAGUGAACAUUAUUAUUAUUAUUAUUAUUAUUAUUAUUAUUAUUAUUAUUAUUAUUAUUAUUAUUAUGUACUAGUGUGUGCUUCAUUUAUAUGUUUUAUGUUGGAGGGUGUUUAAUAAAAAAGAAUACUUAAUGUCAGUGUUUGGAUGAGUGGGAGCCUGAGAGAGACGUGCUAAAUGUUAAAGAUUAUAAUGUAACACGAAAUCCAUAAAAGGAAAUUGAGAUUUGCCUGUCAUCAUCCUCCCACUACAGACUGCCAACGUCAGUAUGGGCUAAAUACAGCAAAUAUCACCAUCCUUUGAAUAAAUUCUGUCAGCAAAAUGAGCACAAAGAUAUCAAAUGUCAAAACUGCAAAAAUAAUGAAUUAUCUAAACCUCUAUCGGUGGGCGCUCACCUUUCCUAGCCUUACACCGUAAGGAAUCCAUUCAUAAAUCACCAGGUCUGUACAUCAGGAAAUGAAUUGUGCCUCUUCUACAGGGUGUUAAAAGCUCUAUUCUUGCCCUCAAAGAUUUAUAUAUCAUCCAUAACCUCCUGAUAUAUUCACUCUCAACAGCAUUAAUUCAGCACAUGUGGAUAAUGUGAGGCAGCGUUUCAUAUCUUGCCAGUUGUUGACACCUUCUGUAGUAACCAGGUCAUGCUGAGUAGACGCUUUUUCUCUUGCUUCUACUUUGCUGCACUUCCACACUUCCUCACUUAGAGCAUCACUGCUCUAAGUGAUCACAGCCUCAGAGCCCAAUCUGCUGACCAUAUAUCUACCUGUAAAUGACCUGCCUCUCCAGGGCCAUCGACAAAACCAUUUGAACAUAUGCCCACUUAGUUUGAGCCAGGAGUGAGCACCAGUUUGUGAAUCAACAAUAAAUUAUACAACAUAAGCAACAUUAGUAUGCUUACAAUUAACGUUCAUAUUCCGCCUAUUGUUUAUGAGGGGCAGGACAUAGCUGCCUCCUUAAGAUCAGACUCAUUUUUAAUGUUUCUCCACUGGCUUUUGGUUAUUAAAGCAUGCACAUAGUUUUACACCAUAAAUAGUCAGAAAUGCUGUGGGGUUGUUUUAUUUUUUACAUUUAAGUACAUUUUUAGUUAAUGCUUCAAUAUUAGAAAUUGUUUAGAAUUCAAUCUACUAGUCAUUCUGUUCACGAUGAUGCCAGUAAACGUUUUGGCAAAUUGUAUGUUAAAGAUUGUCUAACGAUAGACCUGCAGUUACAGAAUAUUGCUGAAUUCUGUUUAGGUCAUUAAUCAGAACGAUCCAGAUUCAUCUGCAUAAACAGAAGCAUUCUUCAAAGUAAGCUUGAGGUAAUAAGAAUGUUUUUUGUUUACUUUUCAUCAUAAUUGUAGCUGUCCAGUGUGUUUGCUCAUUUUAUUGUGUCCUUUUUUUUUUUUAGACAAGCCUCAUGGUAGCGGACACUCUAUCGAGAUUUUUCUCACACUGCCUAAACUUUGUUGCCAGCAGUGAGCUGCCAGUGAUGUCAGCAUGUCAGUUUUUGCAUUGAUCACAGAGCAACGUUCUCAACCCAAGAUAAAAUAACUGUUUUGCAAGCUAUCAUUUUUGUCUGCAUCAGUAAAACUCAUACGCCAGUGUGAUCUCAUAUAAUCAUCACCAAUUCAACUCAAAUGGAAUUUUUCAGCUGUUUGAGAGCAUCUUGUUCAGUUUAGUGUCUGAUGGUGAAUGCCAUUGUCAUCUAUCACAGAAAAAGAAAUAAUAUAAAAGUAAUAAUAAUUUAAAUAAAAUCGUAAAAAAAAGCUGGAAUUCCUUUCUUCAUCAUCUCGUGGUUUGAUGUCAUGCCUCUCAAACUUUACAGCCAGGAAGGAGGUGUGAAAUUUUUAGGUCCAACUUAAUAUGCAUAGAGAUCCUUUAUGUAGAAAUGGUGAUACCAAGCCAAAUGUUGACUUUUAAAAGUAUGAUAAAUUCCACAAUCAAUGGUCUGAAUGGAUAAUUAUGAAAUAAUUGACCUGUCUUGUCUUGCCCUGUGAAUUGAUUUUUCUUGUCACCUGCUUUAGAAGGUCAAGAUGGGAUGGUUUGAUAGGAUAUGACAUAAAUCUAAAUACUCAUACCUCAGACAUGACAGAGCUGUAUGAUGAGUGUCUGUUUUUGGUUUACAACAACAUUUCAUGUAAAGAGGUUUUUUGUUUUUUCAUUUCAUGGCCAGAGAAGCAAUGAAGUUAAUAUGUAUACUAAUGAGGACAAAACCUUUGUUUUUAGCCCAAAAAAGCUCCCACGUCAUGUGCAUGUUGCUGUGAAGGUGCAGAAGGAUUCAAUAUGUGGUUUUGACCAUCAGGACAGUGAUUUUAAAAACUGCUUGUGC
Molecule: messenger RNA, 5230 nt
Organism: Tachysurus fulvidraco (yellow catfish)
Lineage: Eukaryota; Metazoa; Chordata; Actinopteri; Siluriformes; Bagridae
Gene: tmem121ab
Product: transmembrane protein 121Ab
Exons: 2
Coding region: 1226-2176 (316 amino acids)
Source: RefSeq, a predicted model, not a curated record